This is a messenger RNA of Paramuricea clavata, 25534 nucleotides long. The record is from the annotation of a GenBank genome assembly. NCBI's taxonomy places the organism in Eukaryota, Metazoa, Cnidaria, Anthozoa, Malacalcyonacea, Plexauridae.
AUGGCAGGCAAGUAUUGUUGUGUUGAAAUUUUGUGUUUCGUCGAAUUUUAUUCGUUUAUUACAUACAGCCUUUAGUUUAUUAGUGUUCAAUGUUCAUUAUUAAAUCGUUAUGUUUUUAUAGUUACUCUGGCCAACAAUAAAUUAGAAGAGUACAAAUGCGACGCUAAUUCAGCCCUUCACAUCAAGUUGGGUAAAUAUUUUUAUAUAAAAGGACCAUGUAAAAAAAUAUCCCAGUUUAUCAUCAGUGGCAGAAGAAAAAACCCGUGCGGGCAGGCGGAUUUUUUACCGAAUUACAUUUAGUAGGUGAAUGGAAAAAAUAUGCUCAAACACGCAGCACAGAUGUAUCAUGUGGGCGGAUUAAGAGGCUGUUUUAAUAUAUGAGCCCGGUUUGCUGGGCUGGCCUGCUUAAACCGGGUGUCCGGCUUCAUAGUAAUUUCCAACACAAAACAAUUUCACUUUACAUGACAACCGGACCAACCUGUUUAGCUGGGAUCCCACUUGACUCAAACAGUGUCCAGUCAGCUGAGCUGAAAUUUGCCCAUGUGAAGUCAUUAGCCCGGGCUGCCACAAAAACGUUGUUUAACACAAAAAUAUUUGUAGAAAUAGAUAUUUUUCUGAAUAAUGACUUAUUUCUUAAGUUAAUCUUGCAGAUAAAUUAGUUUUUAUCCAAUAAAACAUGAAUUUGACUUUCGUGACAAACAUAACGCUAUUAGUAAUGAUUUUUCUGUGUUGUUGUAAUGUGCUCAGGUGAAUAUGAUGCUUGUUAUGUUACUCUGAGUGUAUAUCCACACCGGGCAAGCUUGAAAAAAUAUGCCUGACCAUGGUGGAAAAAAUAUGCCUGACCACCUAACUCAUAUACAAGUUUUUCCUGCCAAUUUUCGCUUGCUGGCAUUUCAGCCUGGCUUACGACUCAUCCCGGCUAACUGGGAUCAUGCAAACAGCCCCUUCCUGGGGGAGGGGGUUAAACCCCCCUCCUAGAAUCUCUCUAACCCCUCUAAUAAAGUGUUCAACCCCACCAAAAUUUUGCUUCACCUCUCCUAUUUUGUGUGAAAGGCUUUAAGCCAGAUGCCUAACCCCUCCCGAAGCUUACUGAGUGGUGCUGCUUGCACCCCACCAGAAAUUUUUCUACCCCUCCUUUUAAAUGAAAAUCUGCCCUUGAGAUGUAUGGCAUAAUAUUUUCAAUGCUAUUACACUUUUCAAUAAUAUUACAAUUGCCAAGGCCCAAGUGCAAUAUCAUACACAGAGAACAAAGAUUAUAUUGAAACUUUAAUAUUUUGAGAUAUUUUUUAUAUAUACAAAAUGGCCGACCAUCGUUAAAAUCUUGCAUGGUCUGCCGGAAAUUGUGAUUUUUUAAAAAUAAAAAAAAACGAAAAAUGGAUAUGGGCGCUGAUGAUUAACUGGGAUAUUUUUUUACAUGACCUAAGUAAAUUUAACAAUGAUAUAAGGACAAAAAAGUCAUACGUCCAUUACAUCUCAUCAAAAAGUACCUAAAAUAUACUAUAAUACAGAAAAAUUUCAAUAUAUACUGUACAUGGCAGGUUGGUCAGUUAAUUGUUUCUAUCUACUGUACCAAACUGAUGUGCGGCAUUUUCGGAAGAUGGAGGAGGUAUUAAAUGGCUAUGCCCUACCCUUACUCUAACCCCUAACCCUAAUCAAUAUAAUAAAAUAAAUAAAAAAAGAUUCAACUUUAGAAAUUGAUCAAAUUAGAAACUGACACUGUUCUCAACCUUGGAGUGAUAAUGAUGUUGUUAUGAGAUUUCAUAAACUGGAACAUUUAUAACUCAUCCAUUCCUUCACAUCCUCCAAAAGGAGGAAAUCGCAAUUAAAAUCCAAAAGAUUCUAUAGAAACGACAAACGUGCAUGGCUGAAUUGAUAUUUAAAACGUGUAUCUAUUUCAUGGAAUAAUGGGUUGAAUUCUUUCAGACACCAUAAUGGACAAUGGACUGCCCACCCAUGUGUAAUUUCAAAUAAGGGCUGGACGGGAAACUAAAUCCAAUUUGGACUGGCCUAAUAUUCGAAAAUCGAUCAUUGGAAUCCAAUCGAUAAAACAAUGUCAAUCGAUGCCAGUAUAGUCAAUUGAUAUAGAUUGUUAUUUGCAAUUGAUGACCGAUCGAUAGUCGCAUACAAUUUGGACCAAUUUAAUCAAUCUUUAUUGUUUUUAAUAAAAUUGAUCGACUAUAUAGAAUCUCCAUAUCAUACAAUAGUAUCCUAUAGUGUAAAAAAUACAGGCAAUUGAUUUAUCAUGACAUAUUGUAGUCAAGAAUGGGUAGUAGCGAAGUAGUUGUAGUUCGCUACUGUAGCGAACUACAAUUUUCAAGUAGCCAGUAGUUUUUGACUACUUUUUCCAAACAGUAGCUUUAGUUAUAGCGAACUACAUUUUGCCUAAAAGUAGCCAAGUAGUUGACUUCUUUUCAAACAGCGAAUCGCUGUUCGCUACUUUUUAAAUUGUUAGCAACUUGAUAGAAUAGCAUGAUAUUGAGACACGGUUUGCUUAAAAUCAAUACUCAAUAGUCAAUUUGCACUCCUGAACACUGUAGUGCUUACAAAAAUGUUGCUUUGUGUUUGUUGUUGCUACUCGUAAGUCGAUUUGUUAUAGGUUACAUUACAGCCUGAGUUAGUAGAUGCUCCAAAUACAGUAAAACUAAAAAUUAUAGCAUAGCAAGAUAGCGAAAUAGUUCGCUACAUUUUUCAAGCAGUAGCUGUAGUCAGUAGCGAACUACCUUUGUACAAAAGUGGCAGUAGUUGUAGCUGACUACAUCUUUUUGAAGUAGCUGUAGUUAUAGCGAACUACAAAAAUUUUGUAGUCAACCCACCCUUGAUUGUAGUAUGGUAGCCUUAUUGGCCAAUUUCCAUUUGUUUACACAGAAAUACUAGCCUUUUUUGGUAAUUUUCUUGAUGGGUCAUUCCAGUAAAGAUCUACACUCCUUUUACAGAGGACAUUUCUGCCAUCUGGAGGGGAGGGGGGGGGGGAUUCCAAUUCUGAUAAUAGUAAAAUGUACUAAAACAACCAAAUGGGGUGGGAGGUUAACUUCCGCUGUGGCACAAAUGUGGAUGUUUUUCUGGAAUGACUCAGUUUAAUCGAGAGUCAGACUGAGUUUUCUCUGAAUAAUUGCUAGAUUUGAAGAUAAUUGUCUAGAGAAAAAAGUAGUACAGUCAAUCUGAUUAAUAAGAGAAAAAAAUAAGAGAAUGCCCUUUGUGCAGACAAAUAAUGUAAUUGAGGUUCUGUGCGUGGACUGUAUUAUUAUGUGUUAUUAGCAUGGGUGAAUCUCAGAUAUGACUGAGAUUAAGCAUGAGAGACACACAGUGCAACUUACUGCAUUUCGGGUGUGGAAGCAGAAUCAAUAAUUAACUCAUUAAGCCACAAUGGACUGAAACAGGCAUUGUCUUCUUAAUAUGCAUGUAUACUGUAUCAUUGUACUGUAUAAAUAUUUUGUUGAUAAUACAGUAUGUCAAUUGUUUUUAGUUACAAAUGAAAAGGAUGUGUUUGACCAAGACAAAAGCUUUCAUCCUGACAUGUCACAUCAGGUCUUUGGUGAUAGGUAUAAAAAAAAAUUCUGAACAUUUGAAGAUAGAUAUUUAAAACUUGUUGGAUUCAUUCAUAUCUUAUGAGUAUUAUUUUCUUUUCUUUUAAGUGAAGUGAUUUUUGGAUACAAAAACUUGGAAGUUCAGGUAUUUUCUAGUUUUUAUUUAAAAAGCAAAUUGUUCCGGCAUGCAUUUGUUAAUUAAGAGACGUUUUAUAUAAUGUUCCUUGAAAGUUUGCAUGACAAUAAAACAAGAUUCUCUUGUGAAAAAACCACAUACAUGUACUGUAUGUAUGUAUGUAUUAAAUGAAUGUGCUAGUUGCAAUAAUACAUACGUGGUGUACAAGCCAACAGAUAUACAAUUAUAAUAAGAUUCUUAUACUGUAUCCAGCAGGCAGCAUACAGUAUAUAGGGGGAAAUGACAAAAUGCAGACCCGACGUCUGUGGACCAAUACCACAUGGAUCAUUCAGAACAUUAAAACAAACAAACAAACAAGUUACAGUACCAAGCCAUCCCAAAACUCUUAUCAAAUCCUGACUCGUUUAUUCCAGAACUUUUCCAACGAUGGGAAGCAAAGAGAUAGGUCUAUAAUUUUCUGCUGCUCAGUGGUGGAAACUUUGCGAAAUAUUCGGGGGGGGGGGGGCGAGUGCCGAAAGCACGAGAUUUCUAGGGGGUAUGUUAUGGGGGAAUGCUCCGGCCAAAGAAACGUUUUUAAAUUUGGAUCCCUGAAAUGGCAUUUGCAGCAUUCUGAGAGCACAUUUUGUUAUUAUAUGCAGAAAUUUGAUGUUUUCAAAACAUUAAUUUAAUGGUGCAUUUUGUUAUAAAUCAUAUGCUAAGCAUGAAAAAAACGACAUUUCAGAGAAAAUCAUUCGUGAAUGGAAUUGUAAGGUGGUUUAACUCUUUCUCGACAAGUCCCACGCAUGUCAACUACUAGAAGCUGACGACUUUGCAUGUUUUAUUUUCGGUUCAGUGCAUGCUAUGAAGACAAUAAUACCACCAUUCGAUUCAGUGAAACAAUAUCAACUAAUUCCCCACGAUACUGUAGUUUGUCAUUGCCAACAUUGUAGCGAUUUAUGGCCUUUGAAAGUCAAGCGAGAUCGUAAUAACAUAGACUAUCCAUAUCUUUCCCGAACAUAACUUUAGAUCUGGGACGUAUCUUCGCACUUAUCUUCUUUGAAAUAGUCUUGUUCGAAUCACUAUCACAAACACUAUUUAGAGUGUAAUUUUCAAGCCUAUACAGUACCUUCAAAUUGGCAUCUUUAUCACGGUAUUUCCAUUUCUGGUCCGACUGUGAGCUAAUCCCAACCGGAAAUACAAUUUCAAAACGUCAAAACAAUGCGACGUUUGUAUCGUAUGACUCUGGAAAUGCCAGAGGCCCAGAAAUCGAUUCUAAAGGUAAACGUGCACCUCAGGAGCUCCUUAUUGGCCAGGUAUAGCGCGUGGCACGCACGUUACAAUUUUCAAAAUGAAAGCUACAGUAGCUAAAAUUAUUGGGGGCGGGGGCGGCGAUCGCCCCCUUGCCUCCCGUAGUUUCCGCCACUGCUGCUGGUUCUUUACGAUCUUUCUUGUGGACAGGCGUAACAUUGGCAUGUCUCCAUUCAGAUGGGAUUUGACCAGUGUGGAUCUGACCAGUGAUCUGCGAAUGAUUGAAUCGUUCACAAAUACUGGGUGCAACUUGAGGGCUGCAAAUAAAUAUUUGACUUGACAGGACAUUUGUCCGAUCACUUUUAAUUUUGGUCGGACAUAACUUGAAUUUGGUCGGACAAAAACCAACAUCACUAAAUUUGGUCGGACAUAUAUACGUCACAAGAUAUAUAUAAGUCACGAGACAAGUAUGUAUAGCCAUUCCGGCGCAACGUUAAGUAAAAUGCUAGAAUGCCUCGUAAAUUUUAUUGCAAACUGCAAAUUGAGUGAAUUUGCAAUCGGAUUUUGUCACAGCAAAAAAUGUAUAAUGUGACAAUUUUUUUUUGUGAUCGGACCAAUGUCCGAUCAAAAUUACUUUUGCUUGGACAUUUGCCGAAUUUAGUCGGACAUUGUCCGAUGUCUGACAGUAAUUUGCAGCCCUGAACUUGGAAGCUGCAUUCGUGCAGAAGACGAGUUGGAAUGUUGUAGAGGCCACACGCUUUGGAUGUGUCAAGGUAGCACAAACCUCGUACAACUUCUUCUGCAUUGAGUGUUUUAUUCUGAUUUUGAAUCUGUGGUAGGUGAACGAAAUAUGGAAGAGAAGUACGCGUUGAAAAGUGUAGCUUUAUCUUUCGCAGACUUAGCAGUAACUUUGUCGAACAUUAUUUCGUGAUGCAGAUUCGCUCGGUGGUGUAUAAUAGCUUUAUGGUAGCUCCAGAACAGCUCUGCUGCAUCCGUUCGAAAUUGAGGAGCUUUCCAAUAUAACACUCAGUCACUCAAUGAGGAAUGUUCUGAGCCAUAUGACUCGGAUGUAGAGAAUUCUGAAGAAAAUGCCACUCUCAAUCAAAUCAUAUUAAGUGAAGAAGAAGUCUUGAGUCAUUUACUUAAUGUACAUCAAUUUAAAUCGGGGGGGGCUGACGAAAUAUCGCCCAGGCUUCUCAAAACAGUUGCUAGUGAAAUUGCACCAUCACUGUGUGACAUGCCUCUUUAACUUAUCUUUAAAGCUAGGAAACGUUCCGGCUCUAUGGAAACAGGCUAAUAUCACACCGGUUCCGAAAUCUGGUGACGUUCAUUGUGUUCAGAACUACAGACCUAUAUCUCUGUUAUGUGUGCAGUGGCUUAAAAAAGAUUAGAAAGAUGUAUAUAUAGUCGCUGCUACGAGUCGUUUUCUGGAAUUGUGUACAAUAUGCAACACGGUUUUUUGCGAGGCAGAAAUUGUACUACCAAUUCAAGUGUACCAUAAGAUUUUGGAGGCAUUGCAUAAUAAGAAUUCCGUCGACGUUAUUCAUCUUGACUUCAAAAAGCAUUUGACAAAGUAUCCCACCCACUACUGCUUGCCAAGUUGAGAAAAAUAUGGUUUCAAAUGGUGCACUGUACAAGUGGUUUGAAAUUAUUUAUCUUGGAGAGUGCAAAGUGUUGCAAAGAUAUAGCGUACGUGUAAAGAUAUUCGUGAUCAGUCUAUAAGGAAAUUGCUUUACCUAACAAUAGUUAGACCAAUGCUGGAGUACUCGUCAGAAUUGUGGCCGCCUUCGAAAAUGAAAUAUCAGCUUGUGUUAGAAGGAGUACAGCGACGAGCUACAAAGUUCAUUUUAAAUUAUCCUGUCGAUAUCGGUUAUAGAGAGCGAUUAAUCGAAUUGGAAAUUUAAAAAUUAGAUUUCCGGCGAAAGAUGAAAGAACAGGUUUAUUACUCGCUGGGGCACCUGUGCCCAGGCGAGUAUAGGUUUCGGCUCUGUUCUCCAAUCGUCGAUAGCCAACAAAAUAGAAUAUUAAUGAGUUGCCUAAUUUCCCCCCCCCCAAUUAUCCAUAAGGUUCCUGCCAAUUUUACCCAAAUUAUCCAUAAACAACCAUGCAUUUUGAGGAAAAUUCGGGAAAAUUGAACAAUUUUACAAGGAAUUUCGACAUGGAAACAGCAACUUCGCAAAUCGCAAGUUUAUACCACAGUCUAAAUGUUUGGUACAAAAUAAAUGACUGUUUUAUGUUGAAAAUGGACAUGAUCUAAAUUAAUCAUACAGAAUUUUUUAGUGACGUUCUAUUUCAGCACCCUGCCAUUGUCCCUGGUGUGCUGUCCGUGUGCAUUCGAUCUGAAACAGUUGCUACUUUGCUGUCGAAACAUUUCGAAUGUUUACAUGAAAAUAGAGGCAAGUCAUGCAUUUUAUAACCUUGUAAACUGUAUGAGCCCCUAUUUUUACGCUUAUAACUAAGAUAUAAAAUAAAAAUACAUGAAACAGAGAACAUUUUUAGAACGUUUUAUCGUGAGGCCACGGCCAGUUGACCAGUUUUUAAAAUAUCUUCAUUUCUUUUCCGGUCAUCACCAAAAUUACACUGAAGCCGGACUUGAAUAUACAACAAAUUUUGAAUCUCAUCAAGUACAAAAAUAUUUAAUUAACGUGUAACUAAAACAUGCUCAUGAAAUCGAAAUUAAGAACUAAAUAUUCAAACUAGACCCUUCACGAGGCGGUUUUCAUGAAGGAAGUUCACUUUUCGGCCUUUGAUUCUUGGCAAAAAUUUGACCACAACACGUGCGAAGCAAUUGGGUCUCAAAGACUUAGCUAAAAUAUCGUGAGCCUCUAUACUUACUGUACCUUCAAACGUCGAAAAGUUUUUUCUUUUCAUUUAGCUAUAUUUGAAAUUGAAGCCACGGGCUAUUUUUAAGAAAAUACAGUUCAAAGUCAAGCUAUUUUUACAUAGUUUCAAAAUUCGUCAAAUUUCGCGAGCUUGUAUUUUGAACUUAGACUGCUGAAGUUACAUUAAGAAACACAUAGGAUGGAAAAUUUGAGGCAUAUAAAAUUAAUUUCAACUUAGAUUUCAUUCUCAUAUCACGUUUUUCUUCGAUUAUCACUGUUUUAAGCAAGCCAUUGCUCGACGUAUAUACGGUAUUUGCUCCGAUGUUCACGUUGCCAUAUUCACUUUUUCCAAUCACUCAAUAGACCUUUCCCCUUAUUACGUUUUCGUAGCGCUUUGCAUUGUGGUUAUAGUGGUAUCACUGAUAAAGAUAUAUGAAAAUAUUGAAUGUUUUCGCAAAUAUUUUGCUGUUGGCUAUCGCACACCUGACCCUAGCUUUAAAAGCUUUAAAAGUUCUUGCAUGGGUCAGGACAAAAAAUAAGCUAUCUUGAAUAUCAGUGAUACCACUACAACCACAAUGCAAAGCGCUACGAAAACGAUCUCAAAACAAGGAAUUCAUGAUCGAUUUUUAAAAGAAUAAUCGUUAAUUUGUAAACAACCUCGUACCCAGGCUCUUCGCCGCGAGGCGCGUAGUGGAAAGAGCCUGGGUACGGGGUUGAUUUGUAAAUCGUUUGAAUGGAAAGCAAAAAAUCGUCAGCUAAAACAGCUUCUUGCUAACUUUUUUGAAUGUAAUUGCAAUGGAGCUUUGUUUCUGCCCGCGAUGUUUUGGUCAGCGACGACAAAUUGUCCACCUGUUUCAUUUACCUAGAUUUUCCAAAGGCAUUUGACUCUGUUGACCACAAUAUUCUUCUCCACCAACUUAAACUCUAUGGUGUGUCAGGACAAUAGGCAAUUCCAGCUUUUAAUUUAUGCACGCAGGGGGUGAUGGGAAGUAAGGUAUCAUAUUGCUGAUUAUGCUGAAACAUUUCAAUAAAAACUGCCGAAACAACCGAAAUAUUUCAAUAUUUACAAGUAUAAGCUAUCACUCCGUGGUUACACGGCCGUCAUUUUUAUUUUUUCAGCAUAAUCAACAAUAUGUUACCUUACUUCCCAUCCUCCUCUGCGCGCAGAAAUUAAUAGAUGGAAUUGCCUAUUGUAUGCAACAAGUUGUGGUAGACGGAGUUGCAUCUUCCUGGGCACCUGUAACAUCUGGUGUGCCACAAGGAAGUAUCCUAGGGCCUGUUCUGUUUGGGAUCUUUAUAAAUGAUCUUCCUAAUGUACUACCAGACAAGACCUCGGCAGCAUUGUAUGCAGAUGACACCAAGUGUACAAAUCUAUUAAAUCGGAAGCUGACUGUAAAAUUCUAGAACACGCUUUGACCAGCCUUGAAUGUUGGAGCCGUGAUAACAACCUAUAUUUCAACCAGUCGAAAUGUAAGGUGCUGACCAUCACACGAAAAAAGACUCCCCUCGUGUAUGUCUACCACAUGAAUUCAAAGGAACUCUUGCGUGUGGAUAAAGAGAAAGACCUUGGUGUUUGCGUCAGUGCCAACUUCAAUUGGGAUGUUCACAUCCACACAAUCACUGGUAACGCUAACAAGAUGCUUCGGCCGCUGAAACGAACUUGCCCUCUUUUGAGAGACAAAACAGUACGACGAACGCUGUAUCUCUCGCUUGUUAUAGAUAUCACCCAUGUUACGCUAGUGAAGUCUGGUCUCCACACACUGUCAAACUCAGGUCUACAGUCGAAAGCGUCCAAAGAAGAGCCACCGCGUGGAUACUACAUUCCAAGCAUGGCAAAAUGACAUAUCAAGAACGGCUAAUGAAUCUGAACUUACUCUCCCUUGAUCUUCAAGGCUCUUUCUGGCAACACAGAUUUGGACGUCAACACCUUUGUCUCCUUUUCCAAUAACUCUGUCAAAAUCCAUCCCUCACCCUUAAAGUCCCCUACUGUAAAUCCAACACAUUCAAAGCAUCCUAUUUCAACCGACAAGUUAAAAUAUGGAACUAUACCUGUAAAGUUCUAGCUCCUACCACCUUCGGCCUUCGCCAUCCUCUCCUCGUUUAAAAGAAACAUUAGAAGCACAUAUAAACACUUGCUUGGGACAAUGUUCGACAUAGAAAUGCCAUGUACGUGGUCAUUAGUGCGUGACUGUCCAUGUCAUGGAACUUAGUAAAUAAUUAUGUUUGAUGUUUGUGCUUGUUUGUAUUGUAUUGUAUUGUGUUCUAUUUUAUUGUUUUGUAUAGUUUUAGAAUGGUAAGCACCUUGCACGGGACUUUAUAUCUCGUUGGUGCUGGAUAUUGUCCAUUUGGGUAUUCUACUUAUUUCUUUUUAGAACUGCUGUGUUUAAAACUUUGUAGAAUUCUCAAUUGUUAAAUAAUACUACUGUACUUCUUUUGAGAUUGCUUCGUGUUAAAAAUUCUAGUUAUACUACCAUGCUGGCAGUUUGUUGACAUACCUUGGUGUUAAAUAUGAUGGAAUGGUUGAUAAAUCAUUCUCUGAAGGAGUUGAGGUACAAACAACAGAUAUGAUACAAGAUUAUUUGUUAAGUGUUUGGUGGAAACAAUAUUUUUAUUUAUUUUGUAAAUGUUCUGUAGAACGGGCCUGAAUGUGAUGAACUGCUAUUUAUUUAAAAAUUUUAAUUUCUUGCUAAUGGCAUUGUAUUCAGUAACUUUGACAGUGAACAAAUUGAUCAACAUUGUAGGUCUUUGGGGCUAUUUUAUACAAUACACUUUUGAAGUGGUUUCUGAGCGGUGGUGUUUGAGCUACAAUCUUGGACAAAACCCUUGAGACCAUUCCAGCUAAUAUUCACAAAGUUAUUGAACAUUGACAAAACAAUCUUUGUCUCCCCCCCCCCCAGUUCAAUGUUGUGAACAACACCGAAACAACUUAAAGUGGCUGUAUCAUGGUUUUGGAGUUUGCAUAUCUUGAAAGUUUAGGGUAUUUUACUGUCGAUACAAUGGAAGUGUUGAUAAAAUAUUGCACCAAUUCCUUUCCUCAAGUUGAUCAAUUUAUUUGAUAGAAAAUUGAUCAACUUCCUGUUACUUUUGGAUGAGCCAAUUAGAUUUCGUUUCAGAACCGAUUGACCAAUAGGAAACGCACAGGAAGUAAAAAGAAAUUUGAAUUCGUAAGAAUUGAUCAACUUGAGGAAAUGAAUUCAUGCAAUAUUUUAUCAACACUUCCAUGCAUUGCAUCGACAGUAAGACACUUUGCAAUAUAUUUUGUUAUUGAAAAAUUUCUUCUUGAUGGAUUUAAUAUUAGCUCUUAAAGUUACCGGACAUGACGUCAAAAGGAGAAUUUUGUUGCAAUGAUACAAAGGAGAACUGAUUUGCAAUUCUCCUUUUGACGUUAUGUCCGGUAACUUAUAAAUCCAUCAAGAGCUAAUAAAUCCAUCAAGAUGAAAUUUUUCAAUAACAAAAUAUAUUGGAAAGUGUCUUAAAAUACCCUAAACUUUCGAGAUAUGCGGUGGCCAGACAGUUUGCCGAAAGACACUUUGCCGAAAGACAUUUUGCCGAAAGACAUUUUGCCGAACGGACAUUUUGCCGACGGACGUUUUGCCGAACGGACAUUUUGCCGAACGGACAGUUUGCCGAACGGACAGUUUGCCGAAAAUAGAGAUAUCUUCUGAACUUUAUACUGUAGGUUCGUUUACACGGUCAAAUUUUCUGUGAUUAAAGUCAUUGUCGAUUUUGAUGGCAGAAACUUUGAUAGUGAAGUAUAGUUUCGUUUUAUAUUCUUUCAAGUUUUUGACAAAUUUACCGAAAUUUCGCGAUAUAAAGAAUAACAUCAUUCAACAUCAUUGAAGAAUGCGAUUUUCCCGCGGAAAACUGUGAAUGUAUUCCAUAUUUCCAUGAUUCUCGAAGUGAAAUUCGCUGACGUCGUUGUCUUUGCAUACGCUUGUUUGUUUACGACCUGACGUCAAAACACGUUGCUAAAGCCGGUUUUCCAUUAGGCGGAAUUUUGCGCGCGGAGCGGAAUUUUUCUUUGUCUUGUGAUUCCUCAGGUGGAACUAAUUAGAAAAGACAAAGAAAGAUUCCGCUCCGCGCGCAAAAUUCCGCCUAGUGGAAAACCGGCUUACCAAACGAGUCAUCCGCUGCAGAAACAAGCUACCAAUAGUCAAUAUGGUUAUGUACUGCUAACGACCAUUAUGCACUGCUAAUGACCAUAUAAUGGUUAUUUUACACAAUGGUUGAGAAUUACAAGGUUGAGAAAUGAGGCACAGUCCCAAACAUUUUGACGAAAUAUAGCAUCUCUAUUUUCGGUAAGUUGUCCUUUCGGCAAACUGUCCAUUCGGCAAAAUGUCCGUUCGGCAAAAUGUCCAUUCGGCAAAACGUCCGUUCGGCAAAAUGUCCGUUCCGCAAAAUGUCUUUCGGCAAAAUGUCUUUCGGCAAAGUGUCUUUCGGCAAAAUGUCCGGGUACCGAGAUAUGCAAACUCCAAAACCAUGAUAUAGGCACUUUAAUUGGUAAUAUACCAUGAUAUAAGCUCAACAUUGAGUUGGGGGAGCGGGGGCUUAAGAAGGGCAACAUGAUUCAACAUGGAGUUUAUCAUAAAAAUACGCGAAUUUUCUAUAGAGGGAAAAUAGUCUCAACCAGUUAUGUCAAAGAUUGUAGUUGAGCCUGAGGAAUUCUACAUUUACAUGUCUUCACCUUGGGAAAAGUUUAAGCCGGGAAAUUGGAGGCAGGGAUGGAUACAGCAUGAUCUGGUAGGGGGGGGGGGUGCUCUGCCAGCUCUGGUGCAGAGUUGUGUCGGUCACGUGCGCCACCCUCCCAUUAACAUACAGCAGUACUUGCUUCACUACUGUAGUUGAACUAUAAUUGUUUGCAGUUCGCUUAUCAUGUUAUUACUCAAAUUACUGUAUCUCAUUUUGUCUCUGAUAUUUUUGCGUCAUCAUGAAAAAUAGCACACCCUCCGCACACCCCAUCCCCCGUAAAUCCAUCCCUUAUUUGAGGAUAUACAUAUAUAAAUGUUUAAUUUUUUGUUUAAUAUGUAGCCUGAUGACAUAAUUUCUAAAGUUGCUGACUUCUUGGCUCCAGGUACAUUGCGGUGUAUAUAUUGUAUAUUCUAAAGUAUUCUACAGUACAUGUGUUCAAACUACGCCUACGGUGCUAAAUGUUUAAAUUGUACAAUUUAAACUACGAACUUAUGUAGGUGAUGCAUUUAGCUGAAAAAUAUAAAGUUCUUUGAAGUUGUUAUUGUAUUUUUCAGGUAAUUGCAUCAAAUACCCAAGUUCACAGUUCGUAUUAUUUGCUACCUAAAACUGGUACCCACUGUUCAAGUACAAUAUUUACAGUAGUGUGUACAAUAUUUACAGUACUGUGUCGUACAUAUUGUCAUAUUAUGUUGUACUGAUUUCAUCAGCUUAGUCUGUGUACUUUAUAUUGCUCUAUUUACCGUAUAUAUUCCUAUAUGUACAGUAUGUUUCAACUUACUUGUUCCUUUCCAUUUCGUAUUGAACUCACAUGUUUCUCUUGUUUAUAUUGAACUUACAUGCCUUCUCUCCUUUUCAUGUUGAACGUACAUGUUCAGAGCCUGAAAUAAUUUUAAAAUUUGUCCGGAAAAACUUCCGAUCAAAACGAAAUUUGACCGGAAAUUUGCAAAAUUGACCGGAACUUUUUUUUAGUUUAGUUUGACAAAGUCCACUCCCCCCCCCCCAAUGAGCAAACUCUGUCAAGCAUGCAGACGUGCACUGAGUAAAUCACUCUACUUGCAAUUGUGUAAGGUAAUUGUAACUGUAGCGAAAAUUCAAAAUGGUCGUGAGCCGGGUGAUUUAAAUUGCAAAUUAUUAAGACUCACCUCACAUUUUCACGACAACACCACGCUGUAAGCCACCUUGUUUAUUGAGCCCGUGAACCAGCCUAGUUCCUGGCCUUCUCGCUUCCGCCUCAUUAUUUUAGGGGGAAAUUGAUAAGGUUUGCAGGUUGACCGUGAUAAAGCUGUAUUAUUUGGAGACUGGGGAAACUGACAGCCCGCAAGUUCAUGACAGCCUGUAACUCGCCCGCGCUUGGAAGGCCAGGGACUAGGCUGCCCGUGAACUAUACUUUCCAGUUGAUUACUUUAUAUUAGCCUAAUAUAGAUAAUCCAAACUUACAGAUGGUACUCACUGUGCUGAGCGCCGACCCGAUCAUUAAGAAAACAUUUUUCUUUUUCUCAAAAUUUGGCCGGACAAAAUUUCCGAUCAUUUCAGCAUUUGGUCGGAAAAAUCGGAAUUUGGUCGGAAAACCGCCGGCCGCCGGCCGUUAUUUCAGGCUCUGCAUGUUUCUCUUAAAGUUAUUGAACUCGUAUGUUUCUCUCCUUUUCGUCUUCAACUUACAGGUACAUGUUUCUUUCGUUUUCGUAUUGAACAUACAUGCUUCUCUCCUUUUCGUGUUGAACUUACAUGUUUCUCUCCUUUUUAUAUUGAAGUCGCAUGUUUCUCUCCUUUUCAUGUUGAAUUCACAUGUUUCUCUCCUUUUCGUGUUGAACUAACAUGUUUCUCUUCUUUUUAUAUUGAACUCACAUGUUUCUCUCCUUUUCGUGUUGAACUCACAUGUUUCUCUCCUGUUCGUGUUGAACUCACAUGUUUCUCUCCUGUUCGUGUUGAACUCACACAUUUCUCUUCUUUUCGUGUUAAACUCACAUGUCAGUUCUCUCCUGUUCGUGUUGAACUCACAUGUGCCUCUCCUUUUCGUGUUGAACUCACAUAUUUCUCUUCUUGCGUGUUAAACUCGCAUGUUUCUUUCCUGUUCGUGUUGAACUCACAUAUUUCUUUCCUGUUCGUGUUGAACUCACAUAUUUCUCUUCUUUUCGUGUUGAACUCACAUGUUUCUUUCCUGUGUUCGUGUUGAACUCACAUGUUUCUUUCCUGUUCGUGUUGAACUGGAACUCACAUGUUUCUUUCUCAUGGUGAACUCACCUGUUCCUGCCCUUGUGUCUGAAGGUUGUUGCAGUAAUUUGGAUCAGUUUAUAUCAAAACUUCUGAAGAAGAGAAAUUUAUUCCCAUGGGAGAAAUUAUCCAAAGCUACACAGUUGCAGAGCAAACAUAUCAAGUAUACAAGGUAUAUGCAGUGGCGUAGCUAGCCCGACGAUUCAGUCCCGCUAUGCAAGUAUUUCCAUGUUUAUAAGGUAUCAACACAAUCAAUUUCUAAACAAAUGAAUAAUGAUAAUGAGUUGAAAUUUGCAGAGCACGACCAAAUCGUCGGGCUGGCUACGCCACUGGGUAUAUGUGCUUUUUAUUCAAUACAUGGUCGCUUUAACGUAUUCAUGUCUAAUAUUACGAUAAGAUUUGAUUGCGAUCAUUAGCAGGGGUGGAAAAUGGGACUCGGACUGCGAGAGACAGGGUAAAAAAAUCCGCGUUUAACCGAAAUUAUGGGAAAAAAUAAUUGAAUAUUUAUAACAACUAUUUUUUGACUGACCUAUUGUAAAUUGGGAAAUUGCGACAUCAAGGAAAACCGCGUUUAACGCGGAAUUUUCGAAUGAAGCUAACACCCUGAGCACAGAAUAACAAUUUAACCAGAGGUCCCACUCUCGACAUAUCAAAAAGCUGAUUACAUGACUUGUUUACCAAUCUGGAAACGAGUGCGUUGUAUAAAUUUGUAUGGCUUGGCCGCGCUCGUUUCAGAUAGCUAAACAAGUGUAAUGUGGAGAGUGGAGCUUCUGGUUAAAUUGUUAUUCUGUGCCCGGAGAGAAAAAUCGAAAAAUGUUCUGGGACUAAUCAAGUAAAGCGACACUAACAAGUUGUCAAACCUGAUGUCAUGGUAUACAGUAUGUUAACAGACAAAAAUUAUUUUAGUGCACUGAGAAUCUUUUUACGUUUAGGACUAGAAAAUACAUGCAUGCAGAAACCCCUCGCCUUGCUGACAAAACGUAUUUUCCGAACAUGACGUAUUUAAAGUAGUUGUCAUGGUAAUGCUUCCUUUAUUUAGCUCUUCCCAUCACUCCUUGCGCGCUCACUUUUCCCUCACUAGAAACUUCAUGUAAGCCUCUGCGGAGGAGAGAGGGCUUGCGGCAACUUGUCAACAAGUCGCGACAGGUCUGUUGGUUUCGUCAGGCGGUAACAGGCUUGCGGGAACAGGUCUGUCGCAAGCUGUUGACAACAGAGACGUAGCGACUUGUUGAAACAACCCGCUACAAACCUGUUACUAACAAGAGAUAACAGGUCUGAUAGAACAACUUGCAGCAAGUCUGUUGAAAUCAACAGGUCUGUUACAACUUGUUCCAACAGACCUGUCGCGAGUUGUUUUUGUCAAGUCUGCAGCAAGCUUGUUAUCAGACCUGCGACAAACCUGUCCACAACAAACAAUUUUUGUCCUGUCACAACAAGUUUCAACAAGCCUGUUGUAGGGAAACAAAUCGAAAAUGUGAGUAAAGAGAAAAAUCGCACGAAAUGGACACUUCAGGCGUUACUUUCUCAUUCAAUCAUUGUCAUUGGUGGCAAUAUUAAAUCACAUAGGAGAGACUAUAGACUAUAGUGUCUAUUCUCUGAUUAAAUGCAAAAGCCGCUGUUUUAUUUUUAAAAAAAUAAUUCCGAUUUCCAAAAUCCAAAUUCCAAUUUGUUGACGUGUGCUAUCGCUAUAUUUCUUAAAUCUAAUUGGAUAAAGGCGUGUGCAUACGUCAUCGUUCCUCGUUGCAAUUGGACGAAAUAUUAUACAAACAUAUCAAUCACGUAAUCAUGUUUAGUUGUUUUUGAAUUUACGAGCCAAACAAAAUUUCAACAACUGCCUCAAACAAAAUCAAACAUGUUCAAAGCUGUUUUGAUUUUUGAAGAAACUGUGGCAAUGAGAACACAAGUGUUCACUGCAACGUUCUUCAUUGUUGAUACGAAUAUGAAAUUCGUUACAUAAUUUCUUUCCAAUUUCAAGUGAAAUCUGCGAGUGAGGAAGACGCCUUAUUGAAGCUUUGUGUUAUUGUAUGUACUAUCACAGAGUAGAGACAUACAGAGACGUAACUAGUAUACCUACUUUUUUUAGUGCGUAUGCUCGGCAAGUUACUAGAUGCAUGCAUCUGAUUGGAUGACGACCUGAUGACGACUCACUUUAAACUUGCUGAGCACGCGCAGUUGAUCAUUUUUUGCCCGGUCGCCUGAAAAAAAAGUGGGUACAUGAAAACGUAAGCUUCCGCAGUGUUUACAACGGUCAGUUACGUCUCAGUAUGUCUCUACUCUGUGGUACUAUUUUGAAGAAAAAUAUGCAAGUAGGUUGUCAUAUUUCAGUCGUACUUAAAGACCAAUUAAUUUUGAAAAUUGUUUACGGUAAGAACCUUUCUUUAAUUUGUCGUAUUUUUUCGGCUGCUUUGCUCAAAAAUUAUCUCGCAAAUUUGUUUAUAAGUGUUUUAAUACAUGAAUAUGUCAACCUGUUUGGCCGUUUUUUGUUCAAAAUAGUGGAUACACAAGCUUCAUAAUGGGCGCUUUCCUCGGUUUGCAACAGGUCUGUCACAAGUUGUUGAAAACAGCAUUGCUGCAGCUCUGUGUCAACAACUUGCGACAGGCCUGUUGAAAACAGCAUUGCUGCAGCUCUGUCACAACAGCUUGUAACAUACCUGUUGAAAACAGCAUUGCUGCAACUCUGUCACAACAGCUUGUAACAGACCUGUUGACAGGCAGUUGCGGACCUGUCAGAACAGACAGGUACACACGUAAAAACGCACAAGUUGUAACGAGUCUGCAAACAAGUUGUUACACGUCUGUUCACAAGCUGUCAACAAGUUGUGUUCGCACUGCUUGUUCCCAGUUUGUUGUAACAAGUUUGAAACAAGCUGUUAACAACUUGUAACAAGCUUGAUGGCAUUAUUAGCCUUGUUACAAGACUGUGCUAACAAGUUUGUUACAGCCAUGAUAUAACAAGGAUGUUACAAGGUUGUCAACACAAGGUUGUAACAAUCGUGUUAUAUCAAGCAUGUAACGGACUUGUCAGAACAACCUUGCAACAAGUCUGAUAAUUUCGACAAGGUUGUUACAAGUUGUCAACACUUUGUUCCAAACCUGUUAACAACUUGUGACAAGCAGUGCGAAUACAUCUUGUUGACGGCUUGUUGGCCGACUUGUUACAAGAUGUGAGAUUUUUACGUGUGUACAAGGCGAGCGAACGCAUCCAGAUAUCGGUUGUUGACAACCGAUAUCUGGAUAUAUUGUUGACAACAGGUUUUAACAGAUCUGUUGCAGAUGUGUUUUGGCUUGGGAAAAACGUCCGAAAUUUUUUACGUGCUAUGACGUCAUCCUGGAGUGCACAUGGCACUUUGUACCUAUGUUUGUCUUAUGAAAAACUUCCUUGUGCACUCCAGGAUGGCGUCAUAUGAUGGCGCAUUCUUACGUCAGCACUCGUAAAAUUUGGGACGAAAUAUCGUCUGAGUGACCCUUCUGGUCUAGUAUCUAUUCUGUGGUUUGGUAUUUCGCUGUCGUCAUGCAAUCGUUAGACGUUAUAAUGCAAAUUUUAAAUUUGACCAAUCAGUGUUCACUAUUCAUGACAGUCCGCCAUAUUUUUGAGAUCAGUGAGGAUGACAACCCACCCAGCACGCACAGUGAGCCACGCCCGCGGUCAUUGAUGAACUUUACACCAAUGCUUUACACUUCGCUAAUGCUUUCGUUUCCCCAGGUGUAAAUAGCUGGGCGGAAUUAGUACCCUCGCACGGCGCUUCGCGCCGUUGGCUCGGGGAAUAUAACAUAAAACUAUUUUAGAUAACAUGCAUCAAUGGUCGGAUCCUAAGGUAAAUACAGAUGCCAAAAAGGGGCACUACAUACUGUACCAGGGGGAUCCAUGCUCCCCCAGAAAAUUUUGAAAAUCAGGUGUCCCAGAUUGGAUAAAAGUGCAUUUGCCAUGUAACAUUUGUUACACCAUUCUAUAGUCUAUACAUUCACACACUAUUAAGAUGGAUGCACGUAUAAUUGCAUUUAUGAGGUGACGUCAUACCCUACAACGUUCUUUCUUUUGGUUGCACUGUAUGUUAUUUGUUUUUAGGCAGAUGUCACAACUCCAAAUUUUAGGAAGUACCACAAAAGACUACAGACAUUUGUUCUCUGGUAUAUUGAUGCAGCUUCGUUUUUAGGUCAGUAUUUCCAAUUAAAUAAAGCAAAAUCAUGCAGUUGAUGUGCUUAGUACGAUUAGGCCAUGUACCGUAGGAAAUGUCCCGUUUAUCAUCAGUAGCAGUAAAAAAUCCGUGCGGGUGGAUUUAAAAAAAAUUACUGAAUGACAAUUACUAGAUGCACUUGGAACAGUAUUUUCGAAUGCAAUACACCCUUUCGAUAAUUACGUCACACAUACUUUUCGGUCUUGGAGUCACGCUCUCAUUAGUAAAUUACGCAGGGUGAUUGCAGGCCUUAAAAGAUCUUUUACAGGCCCGUCUGACAAUGUCCGGUGACGUUAAGUUUGGGUCGGACAUAUGUCCGAUGACCUUCAGUUCAGUUUUGACUCGGAAAUAAGUCUGAAUGACACAAAUGAAUAUCAGCACAAUGUAUUAAUUCUGAACGGUAAAUGUUGUAAAGAUAUUAAAUAAUUUGUUUCUUUCACACUUAUUUCCAAGUCAAAAUUAACUUGCUUUUCAGAACAGCAGUAUUAAAAAGACUUCUACAACUUAAGCCCGUUUUCCAUUUCACCAUUUCGCUCGCCGUCCUGCGCUCGACUACGUUAAAACAACUUACAUUUCCAGUUCACCUUUUAUACAACAGUACUGUGAUUUUCCAUUUAACAUACAAGCCUCUAGCCCUGGGCUAGGGUACAUUUUGAUUUUCGUCGGACAAAGCUACAGUUCCGUAGGACACCAAUACACUCGGGUCGGACAAACAAUAAACCUCAGUUUCACUUAGGUCGGACAGAAUGUCGGUAGUUUCCUCUCUACGUCGGACAAUUUCACGAAUGGGUCGGACAAUGUCCGUGACCGACCGAUAUUUUAAGGCCUGGAUUGGCUCACGAUUAUGAGAGCGAGUCUCCCAGGCCAAAUGACGUAAUUAUCGAAAGGGUGUAUUACACUUUUCAUCUGAAUUGCCAGGAACUUCCAGCACUUAAAUCUAAUAUUUAUCAUAAACGUGCUGGUGAGAAAUCAGCACAGUAUUACGUACUAUUUAAUCGCAAAAGUGGUUGACAAAAUACAAGUAAUAUCUCCGGUUGGGUUAACCACUGUAAACCGUUGAGUGUCUAGGGAAAGUGAGUUAGUUGAAAUUUUGGAUAUAGAUUUGUGCGGUUAGAGUCAGGGUAAGGAUAGGGCUAAGCAUUCAUAAAUUUAUAGCCAUCAAUUUAUAAUACUCCAACUCCGAAACAUAUGGUGCCAUGUCCCUUCCUGCGCAGGAAAGGACAUUAUUUAAAGGGUUUCAACUGUGAUUUUUCCCAUAAUACCAGCCCGCUACAACAUCUUCGAUUUUAUCAACAACACUUGUCAUCCCCUUUUCAUAAACGAACUCCUUAUCCCUAUCAAAUCCUUCCACUAGCGAUGAAAUAUCCAAUUUGCCACCCUCCCAUGAUUUACUCGUAUACAGCACCUAAUAGAGAUCCCCACAAGAUCACCCAUGAAGACGUUGCCUGUGCCACUACAACAACUAUUCCCUUUACUUUAUCAUAAGAGUUUAAGUAAUAAUCCCAACAUGUUUCUCCCCAGGUAUGCUAAUUCCACCCUUAUUAAUACUACCCAUGAUACUACCCAUAAUACUAUCCUAGUUGUGAAGAUACCCGUCAGAAGAAAUAUUCCAACUUUUAAGUUCAAGCCGCAAUAAAAGAGUAAACUCUAAACGAGAUCACGUAAAGUUUAAUUGUAUUGAAAUUAACACACAUCAAGAAAGGAAAUACCCUCUCCCUUCCCUCUUCGUAUCAAAUGUUUGUCACAUCACAAAUAAGGUGACUGAACUAUCUGCACGCUGUCAUAUCCAUAAACAAACCAACAGUAAAUUUGAUCGUAGAAACAUGGUUAACAGACGAUAUUCUGAACAGCGCUAUAAACAUUGGCGGCAACUGUUCUAUUUUUCGUCUUGAUCGACCAACCCGUGAGGGUGGAAUACUAGAGUACAUUCAUAUGUUGGUACCAGCAUCUCGCCUGUCAAACCUUGAAGAAGCCGGAAAGAGGUAAAACCCCACCGUACCCCGAGACCCUUUAGUGCCAUCAUUGUGGUCACUGUUUACUAUUCACCGGGGCAGUCGAGUUUACUGAAAAAGAACAUGAAAUGUCAAUGUCCUUCUUUCUCGUCCUUCGACAAGAAUAAUUAUCGCUGGGGAGUUUAAUAAACUAAACCUAAGACGGUCUUUUGGGUCGUUUUGACCAUCAAUGUAUGUUGCUAAAUCCCAAAAUUGCCAACAAACCCCCUCCUAUUUCCAAAAAAGUCAGACUGCAUAAACCCGGAAGCAACAACGGCACUCUCUGUUAGACAAGGCUAUGCCAGAAGUGACAACCCCAAUUACAUCAGAUAAAGCUUGAUUACCCACAUAAUUAAGAUACUGUACAGAUCAAAGGGGGGAUUCAAAGCAAGACAAAAGGCUUUCUCUCGAGGUGAUAAAGUAAUCGUUCUAUCAUACUGAAGGGAGAGAUCUCCGUCAAAAAGAUCCCGCAAAAUGGUAUAAAAUUGUUUAUACUUUGUUGGGUGCUGAAACGAAAUAUAACUCCUUACAAAUCCCAUCUACAGUAAGGAAGUCCUGGCUGAGGUUGCUGCGAACCGCAUUUAUACUGACCCAUGGAAAGAUGUCAAUGUUGAUCUCCCAGACAUAAAUGAAGUUAACCACUUACUUAAGAUUACGUCACCACCGCUGCCUUCCCUUGGACAGGUACCGUCCUACCUUAAGCACCUUAAUCCAAAGAAAGCAACAGGGAUAGAUAAAAUCCCCGCCUGGUUUUUAAAACACUACUGUGACGAUCUCACGCCAGCGAUAUACGAUCUCACGCCAGCGAUAUAUAGUAUCGUAACCAGUAGCAUUACUCAAUCCAAAUAUCCCACUGCGUACAAGCAUGCAAUUGUAACUCCGGUACCAAAGAUACAUCAACCCCAAGAUAUAAACAACGACUUCAGGCAAAUAUCGGUGCGACCCCAUCUAGCAAAAUUGUUAGAGAAAAUACAAUUGGAACUCAACUUUCACAAUUUGCAAAAAAAGGAAAACCAACAUGCCUUCGCUAAAAAUCAAUCCACCGUUUCAUCCCUGAUCUCGAUAACCUAGAAUUGGUUUGACACAACAGAUAACUCCAAUACCGGAAGAAAUGCAUGGGGUCCAUAUUACUUUCUUGGAUUUCAAAAAGGCUUUUGACCUUGUCGGCCAUAGAAUCUUAUUAACAAAAUUAGCGGAAAUGAAUGUAUCAAAGGCUUUCUGGACAUGGGUGAAGUACUUUCUUACGAAGCGGACUCAACAAGUGAAUUUGCAUGGAGUUAUGUCUUCAAGCGCCCCAUCCCCAGCUGGCGUUCAGCAAGGCUCCGUCAUUUCCCCAACUCGAUUCAAUAUUCAUAUAAAUGAUUUGGAAGACACAUUAACAAACAACAACCCCACAAAUACGCGGAUGACUGCACCAUUGAUGAAGUCGUUGCAAACGGAGCCCUCUCAAACUUGCAGGAGUCGACAAAUCAAGUGAUGAAUUGGGUCAAUGAUAAUAAGAUGACGGUAAAUCCAAAGAAAACAAAGGACAUGUGGAUCAGUUUUUCCCAAUCUUCUCCUGAACCUCCACCCAUACAAACAGACGGAAUUGAAAUAGAAAGAGUAAACACCUUCAAACUUCUUGGUGUAUUAUAUGGAUGCAAAACGACUUAAAUUGGAACACCCAUGUUCCCAAAAUUACAAACAAAGCGAAUAAAUUAUUAUUCCUUGUUCGAGAAUGUAGGAAAUCCUCCCUACCACCUGGGAUUGGGCUACUGACAUACACGACGAAGAUUCGGCAAAUACUUGAAUACGCUUCGCUAAUCUGGGGGGAAUUCCUAAAUAUCUCGAAACAGAAAUUGAACGCGUUCAACAAAGAAGCCUGAGAAUCCUAGGACUGGAGAAAUAUACCCUACCCACACUAAAAGAAAGAGGGGAAAAGGCAACAUGCAACAAGCUGAAAAGAAUCGUGGAAGUCCCAAACAACCACGUAACCGUUACUUAGCCAACAGAAAUAAUCAAACUUACGAACUGAGGAGGACUAGAGACAGCUUUCCAAGACAGUCCUAAAAAAUAGACAUGCACGUCUUUUAUUCCAAGGGUGUGUACAUUAUCAAAUUCAUGAAUGAUAUGAUUUUUACUGUAUAUUGUAUUUAAAUAGUUUUUCAACUUUAAAUAUUUUACACCUUUCAUUAGGCUUACAUAUAUAUGUAUUUAUGUAUUUUACAUCAAUUCAUUGUAUUUCUAUUCCAAAGAUGAAUAUUGAUUAAAAUUAUAAAGAAAAUAAAUUAUAAAACAGCGAGCAUGAAUUUAUAACCGCAAUUUUGGUUUGUGAGCUGAAAACGUCAAUAAUUUAUAUUAGUAAAAAAUGCAUGCAGCGCGGGAAACGGAUGCGGGAGCUGAUGAUAAAUCAGGAUAUAUUUACAUGGCUUUAACGCAGUUGUGCUAUAUCAAGCAUUUUAAUAAUUUGUUCUUUUAUUGACAGAUAUGGAUGAUGACAGAUGGGACUUUUUUCUCAUGUAAUUUUAUUCUCUUGAUAUUCUUAUUAGUAACUAUAUACAGUACAAUCAAUCUAAGUAUAAGCUUUAUGCGCUUUUGCAAUGAAAUUUUAAAAGAAAAUUUAAAGUGAAAGUCAAGUCCGUUCUGCGCAUCGGUUCUGCUCAUAACAAUGUGAGGACCCUCUAAUGUAAACAUUGCCCAAAUUUCGAAUGUUUCGAAUUUUUCUGAACAUAAACUCUAUUUCAAAUUCAUUUAGAAGCGCAGCGAACCAAAAUGAUGUUAGAUAUUCAGACAGUACAUCAUAUUUAAAAAAAAACUACUGCAGUUCAAAAUGUAAACAAACCGUUUGUUUAUAUGCGGACUUGACUUCCACUUUAAAGUAACCAAACAUAAUAUUUCCAUUUUUAUUUUGCCCAACUUUCUUAGCGUGCUUCGUUGUAACAAUGUUUGUGUAGGUAAUAGUAUGGUUUCGAGUACAAUUUGGAAAAAACAUGCACGAGUGAGUUUUUCAAAGACUAUCAAUUUCGGACUCGUGCAAUUUGAAGUCUUUGAAAAACUCACGAGUGUAUGUUUUUUCAAACUGCACGAGAAACCAUACUGUUACUUACUAAUAAUAUACAUGAAAAAUUAUGCAUUCACGUGCGUAAGUCACAUAGAAAUUAGAAAAUUAAGAAAUUUGAAAAAUAUAAAAUUAAGAAAAUUUAAAAAAUUAAGAAAUUUGCACUGUAUUUCUUUUUUGCACUGUAUUUCAUUUUUUGGCACUGUAUUUCGAAAAAAUUCACUCUGGCUCUUAGCCAAUCAGAAUUGUAUAUUAUUAGACAUGCAAAUGACUAUCAGAUACAUUCCUGAAGAAGGCUAUAAUGUGAAAUAACAAUAAUGGUCAUUUGCGUAUAAAAAUUCCUACUUAUCAUGCAGUCUCUACAAAAGGAAGCAAGUGUGGUAGAUUUAUUCCUAGCCAAGCAUGCAAGAUUACUGGAAAUGUGCGUGUACGCGUGUGGGGGAGUCUUCAAGAUCUUUGUUUGUUGGAGAUGAGCCGCCUGGCUCUCAUUCUAUUUCAGACCAAAAAGCAUUUCAGGCCAUAAAACAUAUCCUAUUCAGACCAGUAGGCAUAAAAACACCCAACAAUAUUUCUGAUCACAACUGUAAUAUCUACAGUAUACCUCAAUUUCAGGCCAAAACAAGUCAAAGCUUUACCCUUCGGGGGCAGCACAUUGUACCUGCAGCAUUUAGGGGAAUAUCUUAAUUACCCAAUACCAUUGUAACAUUGUCUUAUUGCUAUAUUGUUAGGUAUAAGAAAUUCAGAGAGGCUGGCACGACAACAUACAGUAUAGUGGGGUAUAUGACUGCGUAUCGAUACUAUGCUUACCCUGACAUGAAAAGACCACGAAUAAGGUGAAAAUUAUUAUUCAGUAGAUCAUGAGCUUUUUUCAGAAAAUGACAAUUAAGCACGGGUGACAAAUGCGGGUAGUUAAGUCUGCUACUCUAGGUCAAGGGUAUAGGAUUUACUUAAUAGGUUCAGUGACAUACCUGUACUUGAAAUAUCAUGCAUAUAGUAUUUGUGCUUCGAGAGCUUUUCUCCGGGUCUUCGGUUGUCGUCCUUCAAAUGCAAACACUAAUCCGGGCAUAUACUUGUAUAACGUGCUUCAGGCUCGGGUGAAUUGGCCGACCACAGCGUGUGUUAUCGAUAUCAACUAAAUAAUCCAAAUAAUUUCAUGUUGUAGCUGGGUCAGUUACAAAAACUAGGACGACCCCCCCCCUCUCCCUUCAUUUGCCUGAAAGAUUGCGGAUUAACUAACUCACUAAGUAUCUGAGUUGUAGGAUUUUUUAACCAUGAAAUCCUGGUGUUCUUUACCCUCGGCAAGUUAGCGUCAAAGUUAAGCCAAAAACUUCAAGGGGCCCUACAGUCAUUUUUUAGUCGAAAAGCCACCUUAAGUAGGGGACUCCACGGAGAUUCGUUCGGCUGUAUCUUACAUGCAGUAUCCAUGAGUAUGAGUACUUUCGCACAUCGGAAGACGCAUGCAUGCCGUGGUGCGCAUGUCAAGUAGCGACAAUAACAAAAAAAUGUAAACAAUACUUAAGGUGGCUUUUCGACUAAAAAAUGACUGGAUGGCCUCUUUAACUAACGUACGAGGACUGGAUUUAAAUUAAAGGGCUAAAAUAAAUACCUGCAUGUGACGCCAUGUGUAUUAAAUAUAGUUUGCAGUGACUGACCGUAUAUACUUGCAUUUUUUCAACAGCCAGUUCCUUAUCCUACCCCCAUUUCAAAAGAUUGGCCUUGGCG